Meloidogyne enterolobii is the source of this 550-nucleotide messenger RNA. The record is from the annotation of a GenBank genome assembly. NCBI's taxonomy places the organism in Eukaryota, Metazoa, Nematoda, Chromadorea, Rhabditida, Meloidogynidae.
AUGCCUUCUCCAAUCGUUCACAACGCCCAAAUUCGACACGGACCAUUAAAGCCCCCAAAUUUAAGUCGCAGUGCAACUGCUACAGAUACAAGUCUUGGUCAAGUAUUUCUCGAAUGUAUAGCUAGCCAUGCUGAUCCAUCCCUGGCAAAAUGGUUCUUUGGGGACAGAGAAAUAACUAACGAGACUGGAGUAUAUAAUUUUAGUCAGGAACAUCAAGAUGGACAGAGAGACAAAUUUAGCUGUGAAAUUAAAGUAAAUUUUAUUUUAAUUACCUAAUGAUUUUCUAAAAUAGAAUUUCCCCAAAAAAGUAGUGCUUCUCUAAAGUAAAUAUUAUCUCUGAUAUUUAUGAUGUAGCAUAUAUAUAAAUUUUGAGAAUAACUUUGAGGUGUUUUGUAAAAGAGACACUGAAAUUUACAGAUGACACCUCAUAUUCUAUAAUUUUUUCGAAAUUUUAUCAUCCUAUUUUAAGGACGUCUCUCAGCCUAUUAGAUAAAUUAAAAAUGUUCUUAGCAUGCAAUUCUUGCUAUUUUCUGAGAUGGGCUCGGUCGUU